Messenger RNA from Protopolystoma xenopodis, 369 nucleotides. The record is from the annotation of a GenBank genome assembly. Lineage: Eukaryota; Metazoa; Platyhelminthes; Monogenea; Polystomatidea; Polystomatidae.
CGUCUGCUGGUGUGCAAGAGCCCUCGGCAGAAGGGAAGGUGUAUUCGGCUGGGCCUGAACGGCGCUUUGCUCACACCUUCAGCCUCGUCUGCUCGUCUGCCCCGUGCACUCGUUUGCCCAUUCUGUACCGGCCGGCCGACACUACUUUAUAAAACGUGCUGUCCAGUCCGCCAUCUUGCAGUACCAUCCAGUACCGUCUUGUUGCAUACACACUCGGCUCGACUCAGACCGGAACGGGUACGGGGCACCCGCUGCCUCGGCUGCUGCUUCGACCGAAGCCGGCCGGCGAGUCGGUCGGUGAGACUCGAAGACGACGUCCGAAGAGGUGUGGUGAGUGGAGCAGCUUUUUCACUUGUCUCUCACGCAUAA